CAUAAAACAUCUCUUGGUGUUUAAGCAGUUUGAUAUUAGAUACACAAUACCUAAUUUGCAUGGGCUUGUUUAUUUAAACUGAAUAUGAAGGAUACAAAGAAGAAAAAAGAUUACAUAAAAAGUUUUAUAACACAGUCUUUUAAAAACUUAGGAAAACAAAUUGCAAGACAUCCAUUGUAUUUUAUAAUAGUACCUUUGCUGUUUUCACUUUCCUUUGGCUUUGGAAUAUUUAAAUUGAAGUUAAAUGAUAAUAUCGAAAAUCUUCUUGAACCAGAUAGUGGUAAAACUGUAGACACGAAGAUAUUUAUCGAAAAAACUUUUCCUUUCAAUUCUUCUGAAAAUUUUGAUAUUGUAAGAUGUCUUAGUGUUCCUAAAGGCCUAAUGAUUUAUCUCUUACCAAAUAAUUUGAAUGAAAACAUGAUGAAUAAAGACAUACUUAAGGAGAUAAAGGUAUUGGAUGAAAUCGUUAAAAAUAUUAAUAUUUCCAUUAACAAUGAUCAGAUUGGAUAUCACAAUAUAUGUGGAAUUAUUCAUAAAAAGUGUUUCGAAAAUCCAAUUUCAUACUUGAUAUCGAACAUGGAUAUUGUAUUGGCUAAACGUAAAAGAAUCGAAUUUCCUGUAGAGAUAGAUAUGCUGACUUUAUCGUAUCAUAUGUAUUCAUUAAAUUUAGGUGGAGUUGAAACAAAUAGUAAAGGAUAUGUUGAAAAAGUAAAAGCUAUGAGAUUAAUAUACCCAUUUGAUGUUAGUACGAAAUGGAAAAAAGAAUGGUUUGAACAGUGGACCAAAGCAGCUUUUAGAAAUAUAGUAAAUCACGAAUUUCAAUAUAUAAAUCCUUUGUUUGAUCCCUUGUGGAUGGCAAUAAGACACUCAAAAAUAACGUUUUAUGAUAUAAAAUCAAGAAUAGUUGCAGUCGUUAUUUUUAUAUCUCUAUUUUCUAUCAUCAGUUGUUUGAGUGUCCCGAUGAUUAGAAGUAAACCAUGGCUCGGUCUUGCAAGUGUUGUAUCGGCUGGUUUGGCAAUACUAACUUCAUUUGGAUUAAUGGGAAUAUUUCAGAUAGAAAGCACGUAUUGGAAUAUUUGCAUUCCAUAUUUAGUUAUCGUCACAGAGAUAGACGAUGCUUAUGUGUUGAUAGCGUGUUGGAGGAUUACUGAUCCAAAAAGUAAUGUGGAAGAUCGACUUGCUUAUACUUUCAGCGAAGCCGGAGUUUCCAUCACACUGACUUCUUUGACGAACUUUCUUGCAUAUUGUAUUGGAAUGACAAUGUUGUUUCCUGUUGUAAAAUUAUUUUGCUAUUAUUCUGCAGCUUGCAUAUUCUUCGCUUAUAUUUUUCAAAUAACAUUUUUCGGUGGUUGCAUGGCAUUAAGUGGAUACAGAGAAGAGAAGAGACUUCAUCCAUUUACUUUUCGAUUAUCCGAAAUCUGUCGUCAGAGGAAUCAAGAAGAAAACGAACAUUUAUUGAUGAAGAUGUUCAGGAAUCAAAUGGGAGGCGUUCUUUCUCAUUCAAUAGCAAAAAUUGUAGUAAUUAGUUUGUAUUUUAUUAAUUUGGGGUUUGGAAUAUGGGGAACAUUCUCAAUGAAGAGGGGUAUAGAUUGGGAAAACAUGUAUUCCUAUGAUUCUCCUGUAUCCAAAAGUGCACGAACUUUGUUUACACAUUUCGGCGAAUAUGCAUUUCCCGUUCAAAUAAUCAUUAAUCAAACGUUAGAUUAUUCAGAUCUCAGUGUACAACAAUCUUUAGAUAAUCUUAUAGAAACUUUUGAACAUAAUCCAUAUAUAGCUGAUAGAAGAUAUAGUUUGUCAUGGUUAAAGUAUUAUAAGCUAUUUCAAGAGAAUCCUGUAUCUAAAUACUCGUUACAAGGUUACAAUAUGUCAGACAAACAAGACUUUUUGGACGGUUUGUAUAAUGUAUUCCUGAAAUUUAAAGGCGCCGAUAUGUUCUCUUCUGAUAUUUUAUUUAAUGAAGACAAAACCGACAUUACUUGUUCUCGUUUUAUCCUUAUAGCUAAAAAUAUAUCAGGCUAUGAAUCGGAAACAAUAUUAAUUGAGAACUUGUUGAAAGUUGCAGAUUCGGCACCGUUUUCUGUCUUGAUACACACUCCAAUAUCAAUACUGAUGGAACAGGGAAUUGCCAUUCAACGUAUUAUCAUUCAGCUAUUUUGGGUUACUUCUUUAUUAAUAAUUAUUGUAUUUCUUUUAUUUAUUCCGAAUAUAAUCUGUGCUAUUUUGAUGGCAAUUUCUGUAGUUUCUACCAUUACAGAAACUCUUGGUUUCAUGAAUUUAUGGAAUGUUAACUUGGAUAUCUUUUCUAUGAUGAGUUUGAUUUUAUGUGUCGGAUUUUGUGUAAAUUAUCCAGCUCAUAUCGCUUACGCCUUUUUAAAAUCUAUUCACGUAACACCCAAUGAAAAAUUAAAAGAUUCUUUAUAUCAUUUAGGCUAUCCUAUCUUUCAAGGAUCUUUAACCACUAUUUUAGGGAUAUUAUUUCUUAAUAAAGACGUUUAUGUAUUGUUAGUUUUUAUCAAAAUUGUGUUUCUCAUAACAAUAGAAACAGCUUUCCACGCUUUGUUGGUAAUUCCAGUAAUUCUGUCCCUGAUGUCAUCAGUGUUUCACAAUACAAAGUCUACAUCUAUUUUUGCAAAUUGUAAACUUACUAGAAAAUAAUAAAUUUUAAGAAAAUUUUAAAAAUGUGUUAUUGAGAAGAUAUUUUCUAUACUAAAUCUGAUAUUCAUGAGUGUAGGCGGAUUAUAAACUCUCUAUUUAUACUCAAUAUCAUUAAAUUUCAAAAUCAAUCACAAUUUCAAAUUUUACAAAAAGAUAAGGACUGAAACGGGGUCAUUAAGAGCUGAAAUCCAUAUCUACAUUCAACAAUAGAGCCGAUAUCUAUAAGAGUUUCUUGUGUGAUGUAAGUUACUGAAAUAAAGCCACGGAUUAUAGGGUUUUAAAAAUCCGCAGAA
Messenger RNA from Centruroides sculpturatus (bark scorpion), 2948 nucleotides. RefSeq names its product patched domain-containing protein 3-like. Gene Ontology annotation, cellular component: membrane. The record is from RefSeq and is a predicted model, not a curated record. Lineage: Eukaryota; Metazoa; Arthropoda; Arachnida; Scorpiones; Buthidae. The transcript is spliced from 4 exons. The coding region runs from base 85 to 2655 and encodes 856 amino acids.